UUUUAGUGCAUAGAUCUGUGUGCUCGGGCAAGGAACAUCCUCCACUCUGCAGACGGAAGACAGACAUUACAUUCUCCUAGAUACUCAAGGACUACAGAACUGACUAUCCUUGAAGCAAGAGCCCGGAGCAGAGGGACAACUGAAAGGCAACACCUUCAGCAAGAUUCUUCUAAAGGAAAAGCCGAAAUGGUGACCCAGAAGCACCUGAUCGGGAUUUUCACAAGGCAAGAUCAGACAUUGUACGACUGGCUGAGCAGGACCCUCUCGGCUUUCCCCGCAGUGAAGGACGUCCGUACCGUCUUCAUUCACAACGACCGGUUUGUCCAGUUCAGCGAAGAAGUCUCUAAGUGCACAUUCGCUAUUCUCUAUCACUCAAACAACAGGGGGAAGAUUAACGUGUGUGAUGUACAGCACUCCUUAUACGACACAGAACUAGAGUAUUUGUAUACUAUAUAUGGAAAGAAUAAGGUCCUUGUUGUGAUUGAUGAUGUGGAGGACAGCAGUUUUGAUAUGAAGACCAGGAUCCUCACCCAACAACCCAACAUUAAUAAAUGGGCCAAUGGCCUGUUCCUGUUUUCAAACGAAGAGAAAAACUCUCUAAAUCAAAGCUUUCGAAUUCGUCCGUGGGCUGAACACUACCAGAACACAAACGCAGCCAGUUCAGUGCAAGAAAAACUGGGAGAUUUGCAACGGCUGAUCCAGGGAACACAAGAUUUUGCUCAUGUGGACAGUCAUCCUUCCCCAGUCUGUACGAAAAAGAUCAUGGCGCUCCUUCUUGCGGUUGUCAUCAUAUUUGCUAUAGUGUUUCCAAUUUCCAUUUACGCCCACUCCUAAAUACAGAUGUUUCAAGCUGAACCACAAAUCAUUUAAGGAGAAGUGAUGUCUCCAUUCACGGUGGAAAUAAUCUUUUACGGAAAUGAACAAUGUGGCCAACGUACAAAAACUUUCACUUUAAAGACCAAUUAAAUAAUGUUUUUGGGCAACAAAAUCCAUAAAAUGCGGUGUUCCUAGAGAUACAACCAUGACCAAAUGUUAAGAAUCUCUCCUUUCCUUCAUAAGAGGACUCUGCCACCAUCAACUGUCCACUAUGUCCAUAUUUGAUUUUAUCCAAUGAAAUGGAAAAUUGCCUUGGAAAAACAAAAUGAAAUACCCUUUUCCGGAGAUACUGCCUCAAUAAAACUGCCGAAGCAUGGAAUUAUUGUUUUGACUAAACUCAAUACUGUGUCCAAUCUCAGAAAUACAUUUCUCUUUGGCAACUUGUUAUGGUUUCACUUAGUUUUGAUGAUAACAUCUAGGAUAUCCAGCCUUGCAACAUGGAAUACAUACGCACAAAAACUUUGGAAAACCAAAUACAACAGACCUCCCCUGAGGAACAAUUUCAACAUGGACUCAUUAUAAAAUGGUUCUAAAUUAUUCAAAAUUAAGCAUAACCAAAGUGCUUUUCAGCGUUAUUGUGUUCAAGUCCCAUUUGAGGUCAAACUUCUGGUUCCUUAAGCUCAUAACCAAGUUGUGGAUAUACUGAAUUAAAACAUUAUACUGUAGGAUCAGUGAUCCAGCCAAAAUCUGGGGAAAUAAUCAUUCAUCCAUGAUCUUACUCAAAAUGGUCGUAAUGCUUUUACUGAAAUGCAAAUUUAUCUCAUAUUGUAUUAAAAAAACUAUGACCAAACUUC
This is a messenger RNA of Xenopus laevis (African clawed frog), 1670 nucleotides long. RefSeq lists its product as uncharacterized. Bases 187 to 834 code for a protein of 215 amino acids. The record is from RefSeq and is a predicted model, not a curated record. Lineage: Eukaryota; Metazoa; Chordata; Amphibia; Anura; Pipidae. The transcript is spliced from 5 exons.